GCGGCGGCGGCGUCGCUCCCCGGCAGGCCGGGCUUCGUGCGCGAAGGAGCUUGGGAAAGCGAGUCCGCGGCCUGCCCUGCAGUGGAGGCCAGCCACGGAUCCGCCUGGCGAAGGGCGGGCGCCAGCUCCACCCCUUCCCCGGCCCCCCCCUACCCGGCUCGGAGGAGGAGGAGGAGGAGGAGCGUAUCGGGGCGGCGCGCGGCCAGCAGCAGCAGCAGCGCCGCCGCUCCGCUCCGCGCCGAGAUGCCGCCGUCAGCCAGCGAUGCUGCCCGGAAAGAGUCCGCCGGCGCUUCUUCGCCGCUGCCUGACCUGCCCGGCGGGCCCCUCCGCCCCUACCGGAGGAGAGCCUCCUUCGACUGGAAGCAGAUGGCCGCCUUCAUCGAGGACGGAGACCUCAUUCAGUUCAAGAGCCGAAUAUUCACAGCUUUUGAACAUGAUCCACUGUUUGCUCGUCUCCCUGGAGAAGAAUUAUCCCUUGAGAGAUAUCGAGAGCUCACCUUCCUCAGGUGUAAGAGGCUUUUCGAAUACGAUUUUCUAAGGCUGGAAGAUAUCUUGGAGAAACCAUUAAAAAUCAUGGUACUGAUUACCUGCCUGGGGAUGUAUGAUUGGUCUCUUGGAGCCAAAUAUUUGCUGAACUCCCAGGUGUUCAAAGGUGCAAUUGAGAGUUCGGGUUCAGAAAGACAUGAAGAAUUUAUUAAACAAAAUGAGAACAUGGAGGGAGAGGAGUUUCCAGGGCUUCGUCUCUCCCCUGUGGCUCCUCAAGAGGGAGAGAGGCAAAUCUCCAAGUGGCUUACACCAUCAGCUGCAGGCCAAGCCAGAAAGCCUGGAGGGAGCUUUGGGGCACCCCAGAAGCCAGAGAAGUCCCCAGCCCCAUCUUCUAAAACCAGGAAGAGUUGGAGCCAUUGCAAAACAGGGACUGUCCCUAUCAAGUUUGCUAUGUUUCACAAUGUGAGGAUACCAAAGGAAAACUUGCUGAACCGAACUGGAGAUAUCACAGCUGAGGGGACCUACACAAGUGCAUAUAAGGAUCUCAAGCAGCGUUUGGGUGCUUCUCUUGGUGCUUUGUCUAGCGGAAGAGUUAUGAUUAUAGCCAUGUCAGUGGUCAACUUAAAGCUUGCUGUGUCAAUAGCGAUUCGUUUCUCAGCUACUCGGCAUCAGUUUGGGCCAACAGAUGAGAAAGAGAUACCUGUUCUUGAAUACCAAAUGCAGCAAUGGCGGUUGAUUCCUUAUUUAGCAGCUGUCUAUGCCUUAGACUAUUUCUCUAAAUCACUGUUUAUGAACUUCAUCGAAUUCCACAUUGGCCUUAUAAUGAAGGACAAGAGUCCACGGCAGAUUGAACUUGGACGUGAGAUACAUGCCUUGUCUACUUCAGGCAAACCACUGUCCUCCUGGCUCGCACAACAGGGAGCUCAGGAAUGCCGAGAAGCCUGUGGGGGUCAUGGCUAUUUGACUAUGAAUCGUCUGGGCGACAUCCGCAAUGACAAUGACCCAAACUGCACAUAUGAAGGAGACAACAAUGUUCUGCUGCAGCAAACCAGCAAUUACUUGCUGAGCUGGCUGACUGCCAGAGGCCAGGAUAGUGGUCCCAUGACUUCACCACUGGGUUCUUUAGAUUAUUUGGAAGGCUACGACCACAUCCUUCGCCAGAAAUUCACAGUGGCAGAUGUUCAUGACUGCAUGGAUUCUUCAGUACCUCUAACAGCGUACAAGUGGCUGGUCUGUUACUUGCUUCAAGAGAGUUUCCAAAAGCUGAGAGACCAAGAACAAUCCGGUUGUACUGAGUUUGAGGCCAAGAACAACAGCCAGGUGUACUACUGUCAUUCCUUAGCAAUAGCUUUCAUUGAACACACCGUUUUGCAAAGAUACCACGAGUAUGUCCACAGUGCUGAGACACCAGCCGCCCUUCAGCCUGUCCUGCAGCGCCUGUGCUCACUGUACGGACUCUGGUCGUUACAUAAACACAUGGCUGUGCUCUACCAAGGUGGUUUCGUUUCAGGUGAAAAGGCGGGUAGACUUGUGCAAGAUGCAAUUCUAGAGCUUUGUUCGGAGCUGAAGGAUGAUGCUGUUGCCUUGGUGGAUGUUAUUGCUCCUCCUGACUUCAUUCUCAACUCCCCCAUUGGCAGAGCAGAUGGAGAGCUGUAUAAGAACCUGUGGAGCUCUGUCCUUCAAGGCAGCAAAGUGCUGGAGAGACCAUCUUGGUGGGCAGAGUUUUGUGCCAAUAAACCUGUUGUUGGUAGACUGAGGUCUAGAAUGUAAAUGGAACAGUACACAAGAGUGACCAAGGUGGGUUUGGGAUGAUUUACACUAUUACGAGCUAAAGAAAUGUUUUAAACAUUGCAAGUGAAAGGGACUUUUUGUGAAGGAAUGCUACAUGGCAUAAGAUUUUGAAAUGGCAUCUAGGCCCACUGGCAUAAUCGCAUCGUGACCAGCACAGACCAGUUCUUGCCCAGUACUCACUUGUGUGGUUUCCUCAAGAUGUGUAUGAAUAAGAUCUUUGUGAAACUUGAAUAUUACCUCCCUCUCUAUUCAUGAGAGCUACCAUCUGAGUCUAACAUCUGCUUUUUGAACAAUAACUGAGUAGUAAAGCUGGGAAAAUAAUUGUAACAAGUAGAAGGAAAGUUAUGUCUACAUAAAACUAACCAAGAUUCUCUGUUGCUAUUAAUUUAAAUAAUUCUGUCAGAAUCACUGAAGUGUCCUGUUAUGAUUACUGAGCAGAAAUAUUUGUGUCAUCUCCAAAUUGGGCCCAAGGAGUUCAUAUAAGAUGAGAGGUUUUAGAUUUUGAUUGUCAUAUUUAAGCCUCUCUAAGGCAACUGAUUCCACAUUCUUUCGUUUAAAGUAUAUUUAAUUGCUGGUAUUGAAAACAUUGAGUUCUACAUAAUCUCUCCAGUGUUCUGAAUUGCAUUUGUAUUUUUAGUUUAAGUGAAAGCAAAUGUCUUAACCAGAUGCCUCAAGCAGCUGUUUUCAGAAUAUCCAAGUUUCAUUUAUGUUAAAUGUUAAUGUUAUAAUAUGAUACACUAUAAAAUAAAAUUCUUCCAACUUAGUAGA
This is a messenger RNA of Sphaerodactylus townsendi, 3045 nucleotides long. RefSeq names its product acyl-CoA oxidase 3, pristanoyl (gene ACOX3). The coding region runs from base 244 to 2256 and encodes 670 amino acids. The transcript has 17 exons. Lineage: Eukaryota; Metazoa; Chordata; Lepidosauria; Squamata; Sphaerodactylidae. Gene Ontology annotation, molecular function: FAD binding; fatty acid binding; pristanoyl-CoA oxidase activity. The record is from RefSeq and is a predicted model, not a curated record. Gene Ontology annotation, cellular component: peroxisome. Gene Ontology annotation, biological process: fatty acid beta-oxidation using acyl-CoA oxidase; lipid homeostasis.